AUGCGGUCGAAACGGCUGCCCCGUAUCGACAAAGCCACCGAAAGAGGCCGAGCCCAAGUCACAAGGAGACGAUACCAAGAAGACAACCCCCCAAGACCCAAACGGACAAUGUUCUGGAGAUGCGGUAAAUCCUGGGACGAAGAGGACACACAGAUGGAAGAGCGUCGGAAUGGGGAUAUGCCGGAGUCUGAAUGUCAAUGGCAAGAUGGGACGAUGGUGGGACAUUGCGGCGAGAUUCGGUUCGAGGCGAACCAGGUAAAGAAACAGGUCAACGCCGUUCAAAAGGAGAUCACAGCGAAACGCAAGGCCAAAGAGCCGUUUGAUGAAUUUUUAGAGCAAAAGAAUAAACUCGAGGCGCAGGUUGCGGAGAUGGAAAAGGCGGUGGACGAGGAAGAGCGAGUUAUGCGCGCCAAGGCUGCGACGAUUGGGAAUCUAGUCAACAAGGGUGUCCCCAUUAGCCAGACCGAGGACGACAAUAAAGUGCUCAAAACAUGGCACCCCGAUGGCCCCAACGCCCAAGUCGAAAAAAAGAGCGACAUUCUGGCGCACCACGAAGUGAUGAUCCGGAUCGGGGCAUUCGACACGGAACGAGGCUCCAAAGUCGCCGGACACCGCGGGUUCUUCCUCACCGAGGACGGACGAGGGUACAAGAAGAUUCAACCCCCGUUCUUCAUGCGCAAGGACGCGAUGGCCAAGACGGCGCAGCUGGACCAGUUUGACGAGGAGCUGUACAAGGUGUCUGGGGAUGGAGAGGACAAGUACUUGAUUGCGACGAGCGAGCAGCCUAUUUCGGCGUUUCAUUCGGACGAGCUGUUUGAUCAGCCCGAGAAGCAACUGCCUAUCAAGUUGAGCUUCUGUUUUGGGUAUGCUGGAUACUCGACGUGUUUCCGAAAAGAAGCUGGUGCAGCCGGUCGAGACACAUGGGGCAUCUUCCGUGUACAUCAGUUCGAAAAGGUCGAGCAGUUCUGCAUCACGCAACCGGAGCAUUCGUGGGAGAUGUUCGAGCACAUGGUCGAGAAUGCGGAAGCGUUUUACCAGUCGUUGAAGAUCCUACGAUUUGGAAGCUUGGUUCCCGUUCCAGGGGCAUACAAGGAACUGGUUUCGUGUUCUAAUUGCACGGAUUAUCAGAGCCGAAGGUUGCGUAUCCAAUGCGGACAGAAACAAAAGGGUGACACACGCACAAACUGGGUGCACAUGCUCAAUGGAACGCUGUGCGCAACAGAACGUGCGUUGUGCUGUAUUGUGGAGAACUACCAGAGUCCGGAAGGCCUGGUGAUUCCCGAGGUGUUGCGUCCGUACAUGCAAGGGCGCGAGUUGCUGCCGUAUGCCCCCGUUGUUGUCGUCGCCGUCGUGUGCGUAAUGCUCGUCGCGUUUGGGUGGUGGAAGCGCCGGAAACGGACGCGCGAGUUUAUCCAACAACUCCAGACGACGGCCGCAACGACGAAUAACAAUAGCACUUCGGCAACGAAUAACAUUUCCAAUUCCAAUACGACGACCACGAAUGCUGCUCCGACGACUGGUGCAGAUGCCCCCGCACGUCCCCCGAGACGCCGACGCCGCCGACGACCGAGCCAGAUAUCGACCAAGAGUCUGCCGGCGUAUAACGAACAGGCCGGAGACGAGGAGAUUGUGCUCGUGAGACGGGCCGAGAACCAAAACGAUUCGGACGAUGACGACAGCAAUGAACAGGACGAUGAACCGCCCAAUACUACUCGACAGCCAUCUUCUUCCUCCCGCGCACCUGACUCACGGCCCUUGCUCGACGAUGAUUCCAGUCCGGACAUGCCGCGCGUAUCGCUUGCCAGCAUCCCAAGAACCGAGUCAGCUGGGCCACGAGUCACUGGCCAAUACCACCUUUGCUUCCUAUCGCGGAAACCGAGCCUGAGCCUGAACCGGAGCAGGAGCAGCCAGAGCCAGACCAUACGCAGCGAGGACAACAGGCAACACGCUACGACGCUUCACCCAUAUGGCGAUACUCCCACUUAUGACGAGGCCAUGUCCACCAGCCACGUCCAUCUCCCUUCCACCGACACAGCCCAUACCACCGAACCAUCCACGAGCACAAACACCGACCUGGGCCAGCCCCGGCCGACGCAGACGCAACAGCCGUCUGGUUCGAGUGCGGGCCAUGGAUCCGCUCCAUCCGAGUCGGUCGAGAUGACCGACACCUCUCCCCGGCCUUCGACAUCCACCCACCGCCCCUCUGGAUCUACAUCCGCAUUCACCCACCGCCCUUCGACGUCCCUCUCGGUAAACGCACACAAACCCUCGCCCUCGCUCUCGUCCCUCUCGCUCAUCCUCACCCGCUCCCAGUCGCCCACCAUGUCCCGCACAUCCCUCAACAUCUCCUCCCCAUCCCCACCACCCUCUUCGCGAGAGAGUCUUGGGAGGUUCGGAAUGCCCUAUGGAGAAGAAGCCAUCGCUGCUGCCCGCUCGAGAGAGUACCUGCCGCCCAUCUAUCAGCCUAGGGUCGGCGAAGCGGGCGCGACGACCGGGGCUGACGAGAGUGGCGCAAUUAGUGGCACUGGCGGUACUGGUGGGAUUGCCGGGACCAAUGAGAUCACUCGAACCGGGUCGGGAUCAGCAGGAGCAGCGCCUGGUUCAGACGACGAUCCGACUGUCACGAUCAGACGCGGUCCGAUGAUCUUGACGCCCGGUGAACUCGCCACGAGGCAGCACCGCUCGGGACUCGCCGUGUCGGCUCCUGCCGAUCCCGAUCCUACCGUUACCAUCACCGUCACUGCUUCGGCGGACGACACCAAGGAGGCCGAUGAGGACUAUCACGAACCUGGACCUGGGACGACUGGGGUUGGGACUGGGACUGGAUUGGAACUGGAGGGGUUCGAGAAACUAGAGGAUACUAUGGUUAUCCAAGAAGAACCCAUGGGCAUAUACGAAGAGGCUAUGACUGUACAACCCAAACCCAGAGCCACACGGGACUAUCCGACGACUGAACACCACCAGCACGAUCUAGCCAAUCAGGACAGCCGACGAGAAUCAGUCUAUACGACCCAUUCAUUCGUGACCGCCACCGAGGGCGAACGGGACAGUUCGCCGCCUACACCUACGCCUACACCCGGCCCUGGCUCUCGCGCUAAUUCGGGUUCUGAUUCGGUCUCUGGGUUGGGUUCGGGUUCGGGCACGCUCGUUCGUCGCCCGAUCCAGAUCGAGGUUUCCACCCCGUCUGAAACCCAGACUCGACUUUCGACCGAAACCCAGACCCGGUCCUCGACUGAAACUCAAACCCAGAGCCAGAGCCAGAGCCGGACUACCCCUGCCGCGCGCAAACGGUGCUCAUUCCAGAAUCCAGCGAGGCCCUGCAUCCAGAGUUGA
Molecule: messenger RNA, 3333 nt
Organism: Rhizoctonia solani
Lineage: Eukaryota; Fungi; Basidiomycota; Agaricomycetes; Cantharellales; Ceratobasidiaceae
Product: threonyl-tRNA synthetase
Exons: 16
Coding region: 1-3333 (1110 amino acids)
Biological process (GO): seryl-tRNA aminoacylation
Cellular component (GO): cytosol
Molecular function (GO): tRNA binding; serine-tRNA ligase activity; ATP binding
Source: RefSeq, a predicted model, not a curated record